Suillus subaureus is the source of this 1091-nucleotide messenger RNA. RefSeq names its product major facilitator superfamily domain-containing protein. Gene Ontology annotation, molecular function: transmembrane transporter activity. The transcript is spliced from 6 exons. Gene Ontology annotation, biological process: transmembrane transport. The record is from RefSeq and is a predicted model, not a curated record. NCBI's taxonomy places the organism in Eukaryota, Fungi, Basidiomycota, Agaricomycetes, Boletales, Suillaceae. The coding region runs from base 1 to 1077 and encodes 358 amino acids.
AUGACCUCUCCCACUGAAACAAUUGUCAGUUCGGCAACAGUCCAGCCUACUCCGUCGUCGCUUGUCCCAGCGCAGACGGAUCCGACAUUCUCGAAAGACUUUCGAUGCCUUCCUAUUCUGAGACGACUUCGUUAUGACUCUGAUAAGCCUUUCCACUUCGGAAUGUUGCUCAAUGUGUCUUUUGGCAUAGGCAGUACUUUAGUUGCUGCCAACCUAUAUUAUUGCCAGCCAAUUCUAAUUCGAUUGUCGGCUUCUUUCCAUGUCACGUAUGACGAGGUGGCAAGAAUACCAACACUACUUCAAGCUGGGUUUGGUAUCGGCCUCCUACUCAUAACACCACUCGGUGACAUGCUUCGCCGUCGCCAGUUGAUAUUGCUCUUGGUUGUGUUUUCAACUACCUUAACAAUAGGACUCGCCAUCACAAACAACCUCUUGGUGUUCGAGAUAAUCUCGUUUCUGAUUGGGUUGACGUCUGUCACUCCUCAAAUUCUCAUGCCACUAGCCGCUGAUCUCGCUCCUCCCGCCCGUCGUGGAUCAGCUAUCUUAGUUGUCCUGUCAGGUUUUCUGCUUGGCAUCCUCGUCACACGUGUACUAUCUGGCAUAGUGGCCAAUUUCGCAAGUUGGCGAAUCGUGUACUUUAUGUCUAUCGGCAUCCAGAGUAUUGUCCUGGGUGGUGCAUACAUGUUGCUUCCGGACUAUCCAGUGAAGAACCAUGAUUUGUCCUACCUUGAGAUAUUUCGUUCCAUGGCGAAAUAUAUUAUUACCGAACCUCUUGUCAGCCAGAUCAUGUUAACAAACUGGGCUGGCGGCGCAUGCUACACCAACUGGUGGGUGACCCUCACGUUCCUACUCGGUGGACCGCCAUAUUACUAUUCCACUAUGAUCAUCGGCUUGUUUGGCCUCAUUGGAAUGUUGGGUGUAAUUAUUGUACCGUUCUUUGGCCGUUUGCUCGAUCGGCUUGUGCCAUGGUGGUCCAUAGUAGUUUCAACUGUGCUUCUUUUGGUGUUCCAAGCAGUACAAACUGGAGCGGGAGGUAUAAACAUCGCUGCGGUCAUCAUAUCUUUUUUUUUUUUUUGAUUCAAUUUUCAUGU